GCGGGCACCAAGUCGUCUGGCGGAACAGCGGGCAUCGAGUCGUCUGGCAAGACUGCGGGCACCGAGUCGUCUGGCAAGACUGCGGGCACCGAGUCGUCUGGCAAGACUACGGGCACCGAGUCGUCUGGCAAGACUGCGGGCACCGAGUCGUCUGGCAAGACUGCGGGCACCGAGUCGACUGGCGGAACAGCGGGCACCGAGUCGUCUGGCAAGACAGUGGGCUCCGAGUCAACAGGCACGACAGUGGGCACCGGGUCAUCAGGUAUCGGAUUGUCUGGCUCGACAGCGGGCAUCGGGUCACCAGGCAUCAGGUCAUUUGGCUUGCCAGCGGGCACCGCGUCAUCUGGCAAGGCAGUGGGCACCGGGUCACCAGGUAUGACAGCAGGCUCUGAGUCAAUUGGCACGACAGCGUGCACUGGAUCAGGUACCGGAUCAUCUGGAUCAACAGCGGGCAUCGAGUCAACUGGC
Staurois parvus is the source of this 468-nucleotide messenger RNA. NCBI's taxonomy places the organism in Eukaryota, Metazoa, Chordata, Amphibia, Anura, Ranidae. The record is from the annotation of a GenBank genome assembly.